Spirometra erinaceieuropaei is the source of this 1060-nucleotide messenger RNA. The record is from the annotation of a GenBank genome assembly. NCBI's taxonomy places the organism in Eukaryota, Metazoa, Platyhelminthes, Cestoda, Diphyllobothriidea, Diphyllobothriidae.
AUGCGAAAUCGACCGGAACGGAGGAGUGCGCUAGUAGCUCGGAAACUGGCGCGCUACAAGGUGGACAUCGCCGCACUCAGGGAGACUCGGUUCUCCGAACAGGGGCAAUUGGAGAAGGUGGGUGCCGGCUACACCUUCUUCUGGAGCGACCGCCCCAGGGCAGAGCGACGGAACGCGGGCGUAGCCUUUGCCAGCCGGAAUUAUGUUGUGGGACGACUGCCUGUCUGCCUCCGCCUGCAUCUUCAGGAAGGCAAAUCCGCCACCAUCAUCAGCGCCUACGCUCCGCCGAUGACCAGCCCUGACGCCGCAGGAGAUAAAUUCUACGAAGACCUGCACGCACUCCUGGUGACUGUGUCGAAGGCGGACAAGUUGAUUGUCCUUGUUGACUUCAACGCCCGCGUCGGCACAAACCAUGACGCCUGGAGCGGAUUGCUAGGUCCACAUGGUCUCAACAGCCUGCCCUUCUAUAAUCCUGCGUCAAACACCAACUCAUCUCGACGAACGCCUUCUUGUGCCUCCUGUUGCGAGAGAAGGCCACCUGAAUGCAUCCUCGGUCGCGUCAGUGGCACCUGCUGGACUAUGUCUUCGUCCGAAGGCGAGACCGAGGGUGCGUGCUGGAGACAAAGGCGAUCAAGGGUGCCGAUGUGUGGACCGACCACCACUCGUCAUAUCGAAAUUGCCAACUUGCCUACAGCCUCUGAGAAGACUUCAAUGUAAGCGACCCAGAGGCAGGUUGAAUAUUGCCUUGUUGCCUUUGCCUGCUCUCCAUCUCCAUUUCGGCAAUGAACUAGCUCAACGGCUAGACAACCCUCCACUCGCUGCCACCGCUAACGACGACGCCUCCGUGGAGAACCGAUGGCGUCAACUGCGGGAGACAGUCCAGUCGAUGGCGCUAGCCGUCCUCGGUCGCGCACCCAGCCAACACCAGGACUGGUUCGACGACAACGACGCCGUCAUCAGCAAUCUGCUCGCCGAGAAGAACUGCCUACGCAAAGCUUACGUAGACCACCCCACUGACGACGACAGAGCUGCUUACUAUCGCAGUCGCCGCCUUGUAUAA